Messenger RNA from Leishmania mexicana MHOM/GT/2001/U1103, 1413 nucleotides. Its product is annotated as putative citrate synthase. Gene Ontology annotation, biological process: carbohydrate metabolic process; tricarboxylic acid cycle. The transcript has a single exon. The record is from RefSeq and is a predicted model, not a curated record. NCBI's taxonomy places the organism in Eukaryota, Euglenozoa, Kinetoplastea, Trypanosomatida, Trypanosomatidae. Gene Ontology annotation, cellular component: mitochondrial matrix. The coding region runs from base 1 to 1413 and encodes 470 amino acids.
AUGCGCGCUCUUCGCCGCUCCGUCUUCCGCGGCGUCGCCGGUCUCCGCAUGGCGUCAUCAGCAUUGAGUGAGAUGAAGGAGCAGAUGCAGAAGCGCCAUAGCGAAGAGCAGCAGAAGAUCAACGACCUCAGGAAGAAGCACGGCCAUGAGAAGCUGUGCGACGCCACCAUUGAUGCGGUGUACGGCGGCAUGCGCGGCAUCACCGGCCUCGUGUACGAGCCAUCACUGCUGGACUCGGCAGAGGGCAUCCGCUUCCGCGGCUUCACGAUCUUGGAGUGCCAGGAGAAGCUGCCCAAGGCACCGGGCGGCAAGGAGCCGCUGCCGGAGGCGAUGUUCUGGCUGCUGAUGACCGGCGAGGUGCCGACGGAGGAGCAGGCAAAGGGCCUGAACGAGGAGCUGCACCGCCGCGCCGACCCCGAGGCGAUUGCCGCGGCGCAGAAGGCGAUCGCGGCGCUGCCGAAGAGCACGCACCCGAUGACGGCGUUCAGUGUGGGCGUGCUUGCGCUGCAGACCUACUCGAAGUUUGCUGCGGCUUACGCGGCGGGCAAGUCGAACAAGAAGACGUACUGGGAGUACGCCCUGGAGGACUCGCUGGACAUGCUGGGGCGCACGCCGGCGGUGGCGGCGAUGAUCUACAACCGCGAGACCAAGGGCCAGGUGGAGUUGGCGGCACCGAGCAACAGCAGCCUGGACUGGGCGGCGAAUUUUGCGAACAUGUUGGGCUUCAAGGACGAGGAGUUCCGGGAGUGCAUGCGGCUGUACCUCUCUCUCCACGCUGACCACGAGGGGGGAAACGUGUCUGCACACACGACGACGCUGGUUGCCUCGGCUCUGAGCGACCCCUACCUCGCCUUCAGCGCUGGCCUGAACGGGCUUGCUGGCCCGCUGCAUGGGCUGGCGAACCAGGAGGUGCUGAAUUACUUGUUCAGCAUGCAGGAGCGUGUAAAGGCAGACGGCGUGAACGUGCAUGAUGAGGCAGCGCUGGAGGAGGCGUUGACCAAGUACACGUGGGAGCUGCUCAAGUCCGGCCAGGUGGUGCCCGGCUACGGCCACGCGGUGCUGCGCAAGGUGGACCCGCGCUACACAUCCCAGCGCAACUUCUGCCUGCGCCACAACUUCGAGGACGAGCUAUUCAAGCUCGUCAACACCAUCUACAAGAUCAUGCCCGGCAUCCUGACGGAGCACGGCAAGACCAAGAACCCCUACCCCAACGUCGACGCGCACUCCGGCGUGCUACUGCAGCACUACGGACUGACGGAGCAGAACUACUACACGGUGCUGUUCGGCCUGUCGCGCCAGAUGGGCGUCCUGACCGGUGUCGUCUGGGACCGCCUGCAGGGCCGCCCGCUCGAGCGCCCGAAGUCGAUCACGACGGAGAUGCUCGCAAAGAAAUACCUGUGCAACUCCUUGUGA